AUGCCUCUUAAAGAUGACGAUGAGUUGAUUGUUGCGACGAUUAAUAGUCUUCAUUCGAAUACAAGUGAAGACGAGUUUCGUACGGCUCUUAAUCAACAUUCCGCCAAAUCACUUCGUAAAGCGUGUGCAAAUUUGUGUCUUGGAGCUCGAAGUCGUCGCUGUGCUUAUGACAAUAAAAAUGGCUACAUGAAAUUACUAUGGGAACGCUACAAACGGGAUGGAAUGCAGGGAUUCAGUGGACUUUUACAAGACAGUGAUUCUCGUCUAAAGGGUCCUGGUAUCACGACCAUUUGUCGACCUAAUCCACUUUUAAGUCGUCCUGAUUCUCACGAGUUUGUACCAGAAUUACGACUUCGUACAACGAGUCAGAGCCAGAAUAACACCAUACUCGAGCCACUAUUGCAGUCUUUAAGUGGCACGCAGGCUCGAAAACGUCGUCGUGUGGCUACAGAUGAUGGUGUUUUUGAGUUUGUCGAGCACAAUCUAGAGGACGACGUGACCGAGAGUAAAUGUGAGAGUGAAAAGACCCCAAAAGAUAAGAGUUAUGACGCGGUGGUACAUUCGUCUGCUGCGGUGCGUUCGGCGAUGGCUACACUUAACGAGUUGAAGCAAAAUCACGCGAGUGAGUGUCUAGUCAAAGCAGCAGAACUCGUGUUUGACAGACUCGUCUUGAGCUGGACACGGACAAUGGAAGAGGCAAGCAAGAUGUGA
Molecule: messenger RNA, 711 nt
Organism: Peronospora farinosa
Lineage: Eukaryota; Oomycota; Peronosporomycetes; Peronosporales; Peronosporaceae
Source: the annotation of a GenBank genome assembly